AUGAAUAUACUUACUGAUCAGGUAGGUAAAUCGAGUAGACUAGCACAAUCAGGCGGUCUCAAGAGAAGUGCGGUGGGUUUGUUCACCCCUCCGUCGGGAGAUGUCGGCGGGGGUCGGAUAGGAUCGGGAGGCUGCGUCGCAGGGCGCGCGCGCGUACCCGGCCGCUUCGUCAUUGCGACGGAGGCUGUCGUGUGUCGGCGCUGGUCCGUGCGAGCGCUAGUCCGCACCGCAUCGUACCGCGAGACCUGGCCCGCGUGCCGCCGCGAACACGCCCUCGGAGCCCGGGAGAGCAGUGCCGCGUCGCGUUCUCCGCGGACCGUGCCGGUGAUCCGCUCAGUGCACGUGCUCAUUAUCUCGAGCUCACUUAAACGAAUACCGGAACCGGCGAUUGUGGCGCGAUGUAAAGAAGCCGCGACCGUGAAUCCAUGUGCGCAAGGCGGUGAGUGGAGGCACGUGCGGGCGAGAUGGCUGCGCCGGCCAGCUGAUAGCAUGCGGGCGGCGGCGCGCCUGCCCGCCCCGACUUAG
Molecule: messenger RNA, 525 nt
Organism: Pararge aegeria (speckled wood butterfly)
Lineage: Eukaryota; Metazoa; Arthropoda; Insecta; Lepidoptera; Nymphalidae
Exons: 3
Coding region: 1-525 (174 amino acids)
Source: RefSeq, a predicted model, not a curated record